AUGGAGAAAGGUCUUUCGAACUCUGGCUCUUCCGCUUCGUCAAACGCGUACCACCGGACUUCGUCGUCGCCAGAGACAAGGCCUACCAAAUUGCCCACCUCAAAACUUCCUAGUCCUUUUGCCGACUCAGCGCGCGUUGAAAAGCGAAAAGCCAAUACCAUGGCCGCUCGUCGCUAUCGUCAGAAGCGGGUCGAUCAAAUGAACACCCUGGAGUCCCAGCUCAAAGAUACGCAAAACGAGCGCGAUGCUCUCAAAGUCCGAUGUGCCAGGCUAGAGGGUGAGGUCGAGACUCUCCGCGCGAUGCUUGCUGCGAAGUAG
Messenger RNA from Didymosphaeria variabile, 318 nucleotides. RefSeq lists its product as uncharacterized. The coding region runs from base 1 to 318 and encodes 105 amino acids. The transcript is spliced from 2 exons. Gene Ontology annotation, biological process: regulation of transcription by RNA polymerase II. Gene Ontology annotation, cellular component: nucleus. Gene Ontology annotation, molecular function: DNA-binding transcription activator activity, RNA polymerase II-specific; RNA polymerase II transcription regulatory region sequence-specific DNA binding. The record is from RefSeq and is a predicted model, not a curated record. NCBI's taxonomy places the organism in Eukaryota, Fungi, Ascomycota, Dothideomycetes, Pleosporales, Didymosphaeriaceae.